AUGUUAAAUGUUUGCAUAUAUGUGCUGAAUUCAUCUGAUGCUCCUGGCCUGGCAUCAACAGUUUUGCUUGAAAAGUCUAGAGUUGUUCAAUGCAAUGAAGGGGAGAGGUCAUAUCAUAUAUUUUAUCAGUUAUGUGCUGGUGCACCACCAUCUCUUCGGGAGAAGCUCAACCUACGAAAUGCAGAAGAUUAUAAAUAUUUGAAGCUGAGCAAUUGUUAUUCAAUUACUGGUGUUAACGAUGCAGAAGAGUUUCGCAUAGUCAUGGAAGCUCUUGAUGUUGUCCACAUCAGUAAAGAAGACCAAGAAACUGUAUUUGUUAUGCUUGCUGCAGUAUUAUGGUUAGGGAACAUAUCAUUUACUGUUAUUGAUAAUGAAGACCAUGUUCAAGCGGUAGAAAAUGAGGGUUUGUUACACGUUGCCGAAUUGAUUGGCUGUGACCUAGAACAUCUCAAGUUGACUCUAUCAACUCGCAAAAUGAAAGUUGGUAAUGAUAAGAUCGUCCAGAAGUUGACAUUAUCACAGGCAAUUGAUGCAAGAGAUGCUUUGGCAAAGUCUAUAUAUUCAUGCCUUUUUGAUUGGUUGGUUGAACAAAUAAAUAAAUCACUUGCUGUUGGCAAAAGACGUACUGGCAGAUCAAUCAGUAUUCUAGAUAUAUACGGCUUUGAAUCAUUCAACAGAAACAGUUUUGAGCAGUUCUGCAUAAAUUAUGCAAAUGAAAGAUUGCAGCAACACUUCAAUCGUCACUUAUUCAAGUUAGAACAGGAGGAAUAUAUUCAAGAUGGCAUUGAUUGGGCUAAAGUUGAAUUUGAAGACAAUCAAGACUGCCUUAAUCUUUUUGAGAAGAGGCCAUUGGGGUUAUUAUCACUGUUAGAUGAAGAGUCCACUUUCCCAAAUGGCACAGAUUUGACAUUUGCCGACAAACUUAAACAGCAUUUAAAUUCCAAAUCUUGUUUUAAAGGAGAAAGAGACCAAGCCUUUACUGUGUGUCAUUAUGCCGGAGAGGUAACUUAUGAUACAACUGGGUUUCUCGAGAAGAAUAGGGACCUAUUGCACUUGGAUUCCAUCCAACUUCUAUCCUCAUGCACAUGUCGUCUUCCUCAAAUAUUUGCAUCUCAUAUGCUUACACAGUCUGAAAAGCCAGUAAAUGGUCCUUUACACAAGUCAGGUGGGGCAGAUUCCCAAAAGCUAAGUGUUGCAACAAAAUUCAAGGGUCAGUUGUUUCAACUGAUGCAACGCUUAGAGAGCACAACUCCACAUUUUAUUCGCUGCAUUAAACCCAACAAUCUUCAAUCACCAGAAUCAUAUGAGCAGGGGCUUGUACUGCAACAGUUGAGGUGCUGUGGGGUGCUGGAAGUGGUUCGAAUAUCAAGAUCUGGCUUUCCGACAAGAAUGUCUCACCAAAGGUUUGCCAGAAGAUAUGGCUUUCUUCUCCUUGAUAGUGCUGCAUCUCAGGAUCCACUUAGUGUUUCAGUUUCAAUUCUUCAUCAAUUUAAUAUUUUGCCUGAGAUGUAUCAAGUUGGCUACACAAAAUUAUUUUUCCGAACAGGGCAGAUUGGCGUGCUUGAAGAUACUAGAAAUCGUACCCUUAAUGGCAUCUUACACGUGCAAAGUUGUUUUAGGGGUUACCAAGUUCGUCAUUCUCUCAAGAAGCUUCAAGGAGGAAUCUCUACUUUGCAGUCAUUUAUUCGGGGAGAGAAAACAAGAAAGGAAUAUGCUGCUUUGCUUCAGAGACAUAAAGCUGCUGUUAUUAUACAGAAGCAGAUAAAAGCAGUGUUUGUAAGAAACAAAGUUCGGACUGUUAAAGAUGCUACAAUUGUCAUACAAUCAGUUAUUCGUGGAUGGUUGGUCAGAAGAUGCUCAGGGGAUAUUGGAUUUUUGAAAUAUGGGGACAUAAAGACAAAAGAAUCAGAUGAGAUUUUGGUCAAGGCAUCUUUUCUGGCUGAAUUGCAGCGCCGGGUACUUCAGGCUGAAGCUGCCUUGAGAGAGAAAGAUGAGGAAAAUGACAUCCUUAACCAACGUAUCCAACAAUAUGAGAGCAGAUGGUCUGAGUAUGAGUCGAAGAUGCAAUCCAUGGAAGAAGUGUGGCAGAAACAAAUGAGAUCCCUUCAAUCUAGCCUCUCCAUUGCCAAGAAGAGCCUAGCUAUUGAUGACUCCGAAAGAAACUCAGAUGCAUCUGUUAAUAAUGCAAGCGAUGAGCGUGACUACAGCUGGGACGGGGGAAGUAAUCACAGGCGCCAAGAAAGCAACGGAACAAGAUCGACGAGUGCUAGUUUGAGUGUAAUAAGCCGGCUUGCUGAAGAAUUUGAACAAAGGAGUCAAGUAUUUGCGGAUGAUGCCAAGUUCUUGGUUGAGGUAAAAUCUGGUCAAGUAGAAGCAAGUUUGAACCCAGAUCAAGAACUUAGAAGGUUAAAACAGAUGUUUGAAGCUUGGAAAAGGGAUUACACGGCAAGAUUGCGUGAAACCAAGUUGAUUAUAAAUAAACUUGGAACUGAAGAUGGCGCAAUUGAGAAAAUGAAGAAAAAGUGGUGGGGAAGAAGGAACAGUACAAGGAUAAACUGA
Molecule: messenger RNA, 2559 nt
Organism: Vicia faba (fava bean)
Lineage: Eukaryota; Viridiplantae; Streptophyta; Magnoliopsida; Fabales; Fabaceae
Source: the annotation of a GenBank genome assembly